AUGUCUAUACAUAAGUGUAAAGAAAAUAAACAUGUAUUUACAUAUAAAGAAUUUUAUCUAAUUUCAGAGAGCACAGACCAGGGGGUCCGCAGACGGGAGGAACUGACCAAACUGCUCACCAUUACGAUAGAGAACUCUACCGUCAUUCCUUUCAAAUGGCAAGCCAACGGUUUUCUGUGCUUCUACUGCGGGUGCCCCUUCACCGACUCUUCGGCCCUCAAGCAUCACACCAAGGCUGAACACGAGAACGCCAAACUCAAAACUAUCUUGAGAACCACUGUGGCGAAAAGCGGGAGCAUUAAACUCGACGUGUCAGAGCUAGCUUGCAAGAAAUGCGGCGAAACUAUGCGCAGCUUACAGCAUUUCUUCAACCAUAUUAAACAACACGGUUUUAUAAUAAGUGAAGAGGCUUCACAUUGUUGCUAUCCAUUCAUUCUUACUGAUAACGAUAUGUCCUGUCUUGAAUGUGGGAUGUCUUUCAGAUUUUUCGGCCCUCUCUUAAUUCACACACAUAAAUAUCAUACCAAAUCUGAGCCGUUCAUUUGUGAAAUAUGCGGACAAGGAUUUAUAGCUAAAGCGAACGUGGAAAACCAUAGGAAAAUACACGACAAAAAGUCCGAUUGCAACUAUCACUGCAAAGAGUGUGAUGAAACAUUCUCUACACAGUACAAACUUACUUAUCAUUUCGAAAAAGUCCACACUCCAGCCAAAUUCAAGUGUCCUAAAUGUCCGGAAGUUCUAGGCAGCAAAUACUUAAAGAAACGUCAUUUAGCUAUCGUACAUGAUGUGAAAAGCGCGCAGUUUAAAUGUGACGAGUGUCAGAAGAUUUUCUCGUUGAAAAACAAGUUGCUUCUGCAUAAGUCCUGCGUGCAUUUGAAAGAAAGGAACAUUGCCUGCGAAAUUUGUGGACAUAAAGUGUUCAGUAAAGAUCAUUUGAAGCGACAUAUGGUGAAGCAUGAUGAUGCUAGACCGUUUGAGUGUGAAUUCUGUAAGAAAACAUUUCAAAGAAAGAAGACCUUGGAGUUCCACAGGAGGAUACAUACUAACGACAAGAGGUAUCAGUGCAAGGAGUGCGGGCGGUCGUUCGUGCAGUGGACGAGCCUCAAGCUCCAUAUGAGAGUGCAUCAUUCCAGUAAUAAUGAAACGUGGACGUAGUAGAAAAUAUUUUAAAUAAACAGUUGUAGAUUUAA
Messenger RNA from Cydia fagiglandana, 1190 nucleotides. Its product is annotated as zinc finger protein OZF-like. The record is from RefSeq and is a predicted model, not a curated record. Gene Ontology annotation, biological process: regulation of transcription by RNA polymerase II. Lineage: Eukaryota; Metazoa; Arthropoda; Insecta; Lepidoptera; Tortricidae. The coding region runs from base 1 to 1155 and encodes 384 amino acids. Gene Ontology annotation, molecular function: DNA-binding transcription factor activity, RNA polymerase II-specific. The transcript is spliced from 2 exons. Gene Ontology annotation, cellular component: nucleus.